AUGGCCACGGCUGAACUUGCCGCUACCUACGCUGCCCUCAUUCUCGCCGACGAUGGCAUUGAAAUCACUGCCGACAAAAUCCUCGCGCUGACGACCGCCGCAGGUGUUGAGCUCGAGCCCAUCUGGGCAUCUCUCCUCGCGAAGGCGCUCGAGAGCAAGGACGUCAAGGACCUCCUCUCCAACGUCAGUGCGGGUGGUGCUGGCCCGGCCGUUGGUGUCGCGUCCACAGCGGUUGGUGCCGCCGCGGGAGCGCCAGAGGAGGAAGAGGAGAAGGAGGACGAGGAGGACGAGGAGGAUUCCGAUGACGACAUCGGUCUCAGUCUGUUCGACUGA
Molecule: messenger RNA, 333 nt
Organism: Epithele typhae
Lineage: Eukaryota; Fungi; Basidiomycota; Agaricomycetes; Polyporales; Epitheliaceae
Product: 60S acidic ribosomal protein P1
Exons: 4
Coding region: 1-333 (110 amino acids)
Biological process (GO): cytoplasmic translation; translational elongation
Cellular component (GO): ribosome; cytosolic large ribosomal subunit
Molecular function (GO): structural constituent of ribosome; ribonucleoprotein complex binding; protein kinase activator activity
Source: RefSeq, a predicted model, not a curated record